Molecule: messenger RNA, 1494 nt
Organism: Varanus komodoensis (Komodo dragon)
Lineage: Eukaryota; Metazoa; Chordata; Lepidosauria; Squamata; Varanidae
Gene: AKAP5
Product: A-kinase anchoring protein 5
Exons: 1
Coding region: 1-1494 (497 amino acids)
Biological process (GO): positive regulation of adenylate cyclase activity
Cellular component (GO): dendrite membrane; postsynaptic density; plasma membrane
Molecular function (GO): beta-2 adrenergic receptor binding; GABA receptor binding; adenylate cyclase binding
Source: RefSeq, a predicted model, not a curated record
AUGGAGGAUACAGCUAAAGGAAUUCAGAUGGAGAGUGUGCAACCCUCCGAAGCUUCAGAUGCCAGCAAAGCUGUCGUGGAAAAUGAGAGUCCAGCCAAAAAGACCUCCAUGUUUUGCUUUAAGAAGAGAAAGAAGUGCCAUGAAAAAGGGACGGAAAAAGGUGCGGACAGUGAGUCUGCUUCAUUUACCUUAAAGCCUUUGAACCUUCCUUCCAGCACUGGAAGUGGCCAAGCGGAGGGUUCCGACCCGUUAUGGCCACCAGGAGGGGCCUGGGUGGCCUUCAAGCGCUUUGUAACACUGAGAAGACGCUCCAGAUCUGCUCUGAAGAAGCAAGCUCAGUCCGGGUCCCGUGUACAGCUGGAGAUGAAUGUUGAAGACUCUGGGGUGCCGCGUCUUUCUAGGGCGGGCAGCAGCUCCAGCAUUAAAAUCCCCUGCUUAAGCUUCUCCAGAAACAAGAAGAAAUCCAAAGCCCCUGAAAUAACAGAGGUGCUCGAUUGCCGUGAGGAAGCGCACGAAACCACAAGCCUCUUGAGUAACCAAAGCAGCAGCAAACUGGGGGUGCUGGCUGUGGAAGGGCCUCUGAGUGCUGAGGAAUCCCCCUGCGGAGCCCUCGAGGAGAGAGAGAGCGGCCGUGGAGGGGCAAAAACCACUGCAGGCGCCGUUGCCUCUACCAGAGAGGAAGCGUUUGUGGAGAGGAGGCCUGACCCCAAUUGCUAUGCAGACUGUGUGGCUCAGUCCGAAAUAAUCCACUCGGAAAACGUCCUUGAAACAGAACAGGAGAAGCAAAUCUUUCAGUUGCACCAUGGAAGCCUCUAUGGAAAUGCCGAAGAAGCGGGGAGCAAGAGAUUCGAGUUCCACAUCGAGGCAGGGCCUCUCUUUCCUCGGGACUUGCCGGAGAGCAAACACGGGAUCUUCGAAGCAGAAGACGCCGAGAACACGCAUGCCGGAGAGGCUGUGUUGGAGCAGCUUGUGAGGGGAGCUGAUGCUGUGGCGGACGACGGCGAUGCCAGGGAGGCCAACUCCGUGGAGGUGAUGCUGCACCGCAGCCCACCCGCAGUGGAAACUGAGGCAUCCGAUGUGCCCGUUGCUUCCGAUGAGGAGAUCCGGUGCACAGAAGGUCAGCCGGCAAUGCCUGGAGCAGGCAUCGUAAUCAUGAUCACAGAAGCGGAAGAAGACCAGGAGGAAGAAGAGCCCAGCCAGGUGUGCGAAGCCUUUUCCUUUCCUCAAGCCAGCAAGCAGAAGGGGAAGAAGAAGUCAAGCAAAAGUCGCAAUUCUGGUGCAGGAGGUUACAGUCAGGCGAGGGAAGGCACGGUGCACCCCAAGGCCCCGGCGUCCUUCUGCGCUGGCGGCCAGGAGCACUGGACUCCAGAGCAAUAUGAGGGGCUCCUGAUUGAAACGGCCUCGUCCCUCGUGAAGGCGGCCAUUCAGUCGUCCGUCGAGCAGCUCCUUAACGAGAUGGCUUUGGAGCACAAUAGACAGAACAGUUUUCUAUGA